Molecule: messenger RNA, 2141 nt
Organism: Nestor notabilis (Kea)
Lineage: Eukaryota; Metazoa; Chordata; Aves; Psittaciformes; Psittacidae
Gene: GZF1
Product: GDNF-inducible zinc finger protein 1
Exons: 5
Coding region: 18-2141 (707 amino acids)
Biological process (GO): regulation of cytokine production; negative regulation of transcription by RNA polymerase II; regulation of immune system process
Molecular function (GO): protein binding
Source: RefSeq, a predicted model, not a curated record
UUGCAGAGAGAAGAAAGAUGGAAAGUAAUGCAGUGUUGCUGGAGUCCAAGUCCUCUCCUAUCAACCUGCUGAAUGAAAUGCACCAGCUGCGUCUGCUGGGCCACCUCUGCGACGUGACGGUCAGUGUGGAGUACCAGGGCGUCAGGGCAGAGUUCGUUGCUCACAAAGCUGUGCUGGCAGCAACCAGCAAGUUCUUCAAGGAGGUGUUCCUUAACGAGAAGGGCAUGGAUGGCCCCAGGACCAACGUGUUCCUCAACGAGGUCCAGGUUGCUGAUUUUGCCUCAUUCCUUGAGUUUGUCUACACUGCCAGGGUGGAAGUGGAAGAGGACAGAGUGCAGCGGAUGCUUGAAAUAGCCGAAAAGCUGAAGUGCUUGGACCUCUCAGAAACCUGCUUUCAGUUAAAGAAGCAGAUGCUGGAGUCGGUGCUGCUGGAGUUGCAAAACUUCUCAGAAUCACAGAACUCUGAGGAAGAGAGUGCUGCCCAGCCAAGUGUUCUGCUGGAGCCCAAAGCUGUGGCCGGAGCUGACCAGGAAGACUGUGCCCUGGAUCCCCCAGAUUCCCCAGCAGCCAGGCCCAGCAAUGGAAUGGCUCCUGAGCCUCCAGCUGCCAAACCAAAAGAGAAAGUGGACAAAAAGAAGGAACUGAUGAAGCCUCCUUAUGCCAAAAUCAGAAGAGCAAGUGGGAGGCUGGCUGGGAGGAAAGUGUUUGUGGAAAUCCCAAAGAAGAAAUACACGAGGCGGCUGAGAGAGCAGCAGAAGAACGCGGAGGUUGCUGUUGAAGACAGCAAGUAUCCUCAAGAUCAGGAGAUGUGUGAGCUGGAGAGGGAUGAGGAGGAGCAAGGGGAGAACAACAUCAAACCUGAGAGCGAGGAGUGUGAUGGCCACUUGGGAUCAGAGGAAAGCCUGAAGAAAUCCGAAGAGGAUAAAAAGAAGCGCGGCAGCAACUUCAAGUGCAGCACGUGCGAGAAGGAAUUCCUGUACGAGAAAAGCUUCCUGAAGCACAUCAAGCACAGCCACGGCAUCGCAGCCGAGGUCAUUUACCGGUGUGAGACCUGCAGCCAGACCUUUGCCAACCGCUGCAACCUCAAAAGCCACCAGCGGCACGUCCACAGCAGCGAGCGCCACUUCCCUUGUGAGCUCUGCGGUAAGAAGUUCAAGAGGAAGAAGGACGUCAAGAGGCACAUUCUCCAGGUUCAUGAGGGUGGUGGGGAGCGUCAUCAGUGCCAACAGUGUGGAAAGGGGUUGAGCUCCAAAACUGCCUUGAGGCUCCAUGAAAGGACGCAUACAGGCGACAAGCCUUAUGGGUGCACAGAGUGUGAGGCUAAAUUUUCUCAGCCUUCUGCACUUAAAACCCACAUGAGAAUCCACACUGGUGAAAAACCUUUUGUCUGUGAUGAGUGUGGUGCCAGGUUCACUCAGAAUCACAUGCUUAUCUAUCACAAACGAUGCCACACAGGGGAAAGGCCUUUCAUGUGUGAGACGUGUGGAAAGAGCUUUGCCUCUAAGGAGUACUUGAAACACCACAACAGAAUCCACACUGGCUCCAAGCCCUUCAAGUGUGAAGUUUGCUUCAGGACGUUCGCGCAGAGGAACUCGCUUUACCAGCAUAUAAAAGUACACACAGGGGAGCGGCCCUACUGCUGUGACCAGUGUGGGAAGCAGUUCACGCAGCUGAACGCGCUGCAGCGGCACCACCGCAUCCACACCGGGGAGAAGCCCUUCAUGUGCAACGCCUGCGGCAGGACCUUCACCGACAAGUCCACGCUCCGGCGGCACACCUCGAUACACGACAAGAACACCCCCUGGAAGUCCUUCCUGGUCAUUGUGGAAGGAGCAGCUAAGAAUGAUGAGGGUCACAAAACGGAGCUUCCCGAUGAGGAAUACGACGUGUCCCCUAAAAUCCCGGAGAAGCUGCUGCCCUUCCCUGAGACCAGCCACUACCAGAACUUGGCAGCGGCUGCCCCGGGGAGCGUGACCGCGCUGCACGACACCAGCUCUGCCACGGGCACAGACUGUAAGUCUGAUGGGACACCAGGGCCACAGGAAGCCCUUAUAGCAACCACCUUGAGCGAGCUGACGGUGCUGCACACACAGACAGACUCGAUCCAGCCGCAGCUGCACGCUCUGGUCAACAUGGAGUAA